AUGGGGGACAUGAGAAGAACAGAGACAGACGAAGGGGGCAGAGACGUAGAAGGGGGCAGAGACGUAGAAGAGGACAGAGACGUAGAAGAGGACAGAGACGUAGAAGAGGACAGAGACGUAGAAGAGGAUAGAGACGUAGAAGAGGGCAGAGACGUAGAAGAGGACAGAGACGUAGAGGAGGACAGAGACGUAGAAGAGGGGCUACAACAGGUAUAUCAUACUGGUUUGAAGUACUUGUGUAUAUAUAGAUAUUCAAGAUUAAUGUCUUUGGUAACUUUUUGGGGUCGCUGA
Messenger RNA from Dujonia railenensis, 291 nucleotides. The record is from the annotation of a GenBank genome assembly. NCBI's taxonomy places the organism in Eukaryota, Fungi, Ascomycota, Pichiomycetes, Serinales, Debaryomycetaceae.